GCAUCACUUGUUACAGUAAAGGCCAUGAUCGUAAGGUUGUCAGGUAGCGGAUUCUCCCUCAAUCGCGAACGCAUGCUGAAUAUAUUGAACUGAUUGGCCGUUUUCCCUUGCCGCCAGUGCGUUGCGUUGCUGCGCUCGCGUAUUUUAGUCUUCGCUGCUGUGCUGUAGAGGAAGUAAGGGAUCCAAGGGAAUCCGGGGCCCUCCUCUUCCGCACCCAUUUUGUCGCGCGCGCUUUGACGGCACGGGCGGCUCUCAGCACAUAUUGCGGCACCGUGUCACCAUCACCUCUCGCGCGCGAGAGGCAUCAGAAGCGCGUGUCACACCCGCUCUCGCGUGUGUCAGACGCGUCACCCCACGGUCCCCUCCCAUGGCGGGGGCAGCAGGCGCGGUGGAGAGUGUGGCAGCAGCCGCGCUGCGGGCGGUGCUGCAGCGAGUGGCGCAGGCGGCAGAGCGGGCCGGCAGGAGCGCCGGGCAGGUUCGGGUGGUGGCAGUGAGCAAGACCAAGCCUGUGUCGUUGCUUCGGGAGGUGUAUGAUGCGGGGCAAAGGCACUUCGGGGAGAACUACGUGCAGGAGAUGCUGGACAAGGCGCCUCAGCUACCACCAGAUAUCAAGUGGCACUUCAUCGGUCAUCUGCAGAGCAACAAGGCCAAAACCAUCGUGUCAGGAGUGCCGAACCUCUAUAUGGUGGAGACUGUGGACAGCAGCCGGAUAGCCAACUAUCUGAACAAGGCCGUAGCAGCUGUGGGGCGGCCGCCUCUGCGUGUUCUGGUGCAAGUCAACACGAGUGGGGAGGAGAGCAAGCACGGCGUGGAGCCAGCAGCAUGCGUGGACUUGGUGCGCCACGUGACAUCCCAGUGUCCCAACCUCUCCUUUGCUGGCCUCAUGACAAUCGGCAUGCCUGACUACUCUUCCCGCCCGGAAAACUUCGAGGCGCUUGCCAGGUGUCGAGCGGAGGUGUGUGAGCAGCUGGGGCUCAACCCGGAGGACCUUGAGCUGUCCAUGGGGAUGUCCAACGACUUUGAGCAGGCGGUGGAGAUGGGCAGCACCAACGUGCGAGUGGGGUCCACCAUAUUUGGCGCGAGAGACUACUCAAAAUCGUGAUGGAUGGUCAUACGAGCUCAAUGGGGGUUCAUAGGAAGCCCCCCCCCCCCCACCCACCACCCGCCUUCGUCAUAUAGCACUAGGUUAGGAGUUUCACGAGUUCAAUUCAAUUUUUGCAUGACAACACGACUGGUGUGGUGUGGACAGAUGCACUACAUGCGUGCAUGUGCAACCGUUGGGGUUUGUUCGUUUGUGCUUCAGCCAUUCCUCACCUCGUCAAUGGAAACGAAGAGGGAGAAGUUGAUGCAAGACCACAUCGGCGAGAUUUGACAUUUCCUCACUCGGCAGCAAUGCCGGCGUUUGGAACUGAACUCAACAUGCUUUUGCAAACGGAGGAAGAGUUUUUUUAAGGAAGGUGGAAAUUGCAUGUUCCACUCUCUUACUAAUACCCUUUUAUCUCAGAUGUUACAACCAAACGUUACGUUAUAUCAUGCUUAUAGACGGGGGUCCGAGGUCUCACUGAACCACUUUCACCUGACGGCUGUGUCAAACAUAUUUGUA
This is a messenger RNA of Closterium sp. NIES-67, 1603 nucleotides long. Lineage: Eukaryota; Viridiplantae; Streptophyta; Zygnematophyceae; Desmidiales; Closteriaceae. The record is from the annotation of a GenBank genome assembly.